Messenger RNA from Anguilla anguilla (European eel), 1630 nucleotides. RefSeq names its product olfactory receptor 1-like. Bases 532 to 1461 code for a protein of 309 amino acids. Gene Ontology annotation, cellular component: membrane. Gene Ontology annotation, biological process: G protein-coupled receptor signaling pathway. Lineage: Eukaryota; Metazoa; Chordata; Actinopteri; Anguilliformes; Anguillidae. The record is from RefSeq and is a predicted model, not a curated record. The transcript has a single exon. Gene Ontology annotation, molecular function: G protein-coupled receptor activity; olfactory receptor activity.
GAACUGUAUACAUACUGUGCCUUGAAUAAAAAAUUCAAAAACAUGUGGCUGCCCCUUCUAAAUUAGAGCAGUGCAGAAUCGGGGCAGGCUGGUCUUGCAAUGGACAACACUUGACUUAUGCUGUUAAUAAAGUAUUUCAUCAUCAUCACAUUUAACUCUUGCUUGUGUUAUUUUUCUCUUUUUCUCUCUCAGGACUUCAACUCAUUAAGCAGAUUCGGUGAGGUCGGUGAUUGGCUGUCAAAUCUCAAAGGCCAUUUACACAAUCCAGAUAUAAAGCCCGAUACAGUGGGCACAGAGAGUAAAUGUUUCUGCGCGUUGCUUUCUCUGUACUGUUAGGAACCAAAUGAAGUCUUCAGCCCCUUGGCUUGAACAUCAGGAAAUGAUUAUAUUAUGACAAGCAUCAAAUGGCAAGCAUCCUGAAUGGGUAAUAUCAGAGAGAGAUGAUUUUGGAAUAGGAAGACCACAAGCGCUUGUACGAACAAGCAGUCUGCUUAUUGCUGAUCUUCUGUUUUUUCCUACUAUUAAAUUACCAUGGAGAAUUCAACUAAAAUACUGUUUGUUCUACAAGGACUGAAUGAGUUUAAGUCAAGCAAGCAGGCUUACUUUGCUGUAAUUCAUAUUGUUUAUCUUUUUACAAUUUUAGUAAACCUGACUUUGAUUGUGACAAUUAUUUUGGAGAAAACGCUCCAUGAGCCCAUGCUUAUAUUUCUCUGUAACUUGUGUAUAAACGGGCUAUGGGGUGCCUCUGCAUUUUAUCCUAAAAUAUUGGUGGACCUUUCAUCUGACUUGAGUGUCACUUCGUAUGAAGCUUGUCUGGGCCAAAUUUUUGUAUUGUACAGCUACAUUCCCUGUGAAUUUACUACAUUAACAGUGAUGGCUUAUGACAGGUAUGUCGCCAUAUGCAAGCCACUCAAUUACCACUCCAUCGUCACACCUCAAAAGGUUGUGAAAUUACUGCUUUUUACCUGGCUUUUAUCCAUCUGUAUAUCAGCUUUUGCGGUGGUCCUGAUAGCCAGAUUACCUCUCUGUGGGUUCAAAAUUGAAAAGAUAUAUUGCACCAUUUGGGCAGUGGUGAAGCUGUCAUGUGUGGACACCACAAUCAACAACGUAUACGGGUUCAUUCUCUCGGUUUUUCACCUUUUACAGGUAGUGCUGAUCAUGAUUUCUUAUAUCAAUAUUGUGAAAGCCGCUGUGCGAUCGCAGGAAGAACGGAAUAAGUUCAUGCAGACCUGUUUGCCCCAUUUAAUCGCAUUGAUCAACUUCACAGUCUCAGUCAUAUUUGACAUCAUGUACGCUCGCUAUGGUCCCACCGACCGUCUGCACGCUCUCCGCACUUUCAUGUCCGUGGAGUACCUCGUUGUUCCACCGAUACUGAAUCCCCUCAUCUAUGGUCUGAAACUGAACCAGAUCCGCCAGAGAAUCUUCAGGAUUUGCAGCCGGAAAAGACAUUCUUUAAAGUGAAUGUUUGUUCUUUGAAAAGCAAUAUCCCACCUUCAUAUGUUUUCUUAAAAGUGACAACAGCACUAAAAUUAUUUCUGAACAGCAGAACAAUAGGAUUGUAAGACGCAGCACAGAUGUAGAUAUUCUUCUAUAUACUUCUAUAGGUAUAAUGAAGUAAUUUAAGCCUAUC